Molecule: messenger RNA, 2078 nt
Organism: Dermatophagoides farinae (American house dust mite)
Lineage: Eukaryota; Metazoa; Arthropoda; Arachnida; Sarcoptiformes; Pyroglyphidae
Source: RefSeq, a predicted model, not a curated record
UCUUUCGUAAUAAUUUGUUUUCUAAUAUCAAAUUUUAAAACAUACACAGCAGAACGAAAAUCAAUUGUCAUCCUUGAAAAUUGGCUAUGUGUAAAAAAAUGUGGAAACAAUCUUUGAUGACAUCAGAUUAAUAAUUUGAAAUUCUGAAAAUUCAUAUAAAACAAUAAAAUUUUUAAACGACAACGAAAUCAAAUUGUUAUAAUCAUCAUUUUCAAUAUUUUUAAGGACAAUUUGAGUUGAAAAUAAAAAUAAAAUUUAAUCGAAUUCAAUUAUACAUAAAGACUUUGGACCAGAUUUCGUUUGUGAUUCAUGUCAUAAAUGUAUUGAGAAUGGGCCAUCAGAAAUGAAAUCCAGCCUAUUUUCUUCGAAAUUCAUCAUAUAUCAUUGAUCAUCAGGUUCAUCAUCAUCAUCAUCAAUGAUCCCGACCAACGGUUGUCGUCGUUUGACAUAAAAAAAAUGUAACAUGCAUCGCCAUCAUUAUCAGUAAUUUUUAGCCAUACGUGCACAUCAUUUAAUUUGAUUCGAUUGCUACAACAACGACUACGAUUUGAUGACAAAUGACGUACGCCUUGGACCAGAUUAAUCUCCUGCACUCUCCAUAGCGAUAAAUUCAUAGUGAUCAUCAUCAAUAUUUAAAACGUCGAGGAUUUCCCUUCAAUGAUUCCAUUAUAUACUUUCAUAACAAAUUUGUUGCCGAAUCCGAGCGACGUAUGUGAAGAAGAAGAUUGUAAAAACGAAAAUAAAAAAAAACUCAUCAAACUGGUGUUCAUAUAAAUGUUGGCUAGAUAUAUUAUUUUCAUUGGAAAUCGAUUAUUAUCAUCAAAUCAUUUAAUGUCUGUUGUUGUAUUGUGCCUGUUGUGGUCAUCAUCAUCCUCAUCAUUAUCGACACGAAUGAAAAUGUCAACAAUUACUUGACCAUAUUGAUAAUAUUGAAUAUCGUAAAGAAAAACUGAAUAGAAGGAAAUCUGAAUUCAGAAUUGAUUUAAGAAUUGGAAAAAUUUUUCUAAAUUCUCAAUUUCAUAUGUCGGAAGCUAUAUAUUGCUUGCAUUAAGAUAAUCAAAUUUGCGGAUAAUUUUUCUAACAUAACAUACAAUUUUUGUGAUUUGAAUCUAUUAUUAUCGAAAAUCAUCAUCGAUGAAUAGGAAUACCGUUAAAUCAUCAAUCAACGCUAUGAUUCGAUCAUCAAUUGGUUGGAAAUUUAUUCUAUUCAACUGUUUGAUGGCCACUAUUUCGAAUGGUCAACCAAUUUCGGAUGUAACAUCAUCUUUUUAUUCUGAUACUGUAUUAACAACAACAACAAUCGAUCCAAACGAUGAAACAAAUGAACGAAUCAAAUGUGAAACAGAUGAUGAUUGUCUUCAUGAUGCCAUCAUUGUUGGUUAUCAUUUGGAUAUGAAAGUUAUUUGUGAUUCAGAUCUUAAAAUCUGUAUCAUUGGUUUCGUCACCGAUGAUGGUAGCCAAAAUAUUAAUAAUAAUGGAACAACUGCAACUAAUUUUAAUUCAAUUUCAUCUUCUUCAUGGAUGAAUACUGAUGAUGAUAACCAGGAUUCAACACCGACAACAUUAACAUCUUUUUCGGUGAUAACGACAAAAAAAUCAUCUGAUGAUACAAUACAGAAUGAAUUGGAUGAGGUACCAUAUUUUGUUUGGAUAUUAUUGACCAUACCAUUCAUGGCAAUCACAAUUGUUGGUGUUCUAUGUGCAAAACGUUUACAAUCAAAAGCUCAAGAUAUUGAAAAUAAUCUAAGAGAAUCGCCAAUAAAUGGUGUACCAGUAGAAGAACUAUUAACACAACGAGAAAUAUUGAAUACAAUAGCGGCAUCAUUGAAACCACCACCAUCAUAUGAAAAAGCAACGGGCAUAAUACCCCCUUCUUAUGAAACAGUAUUACAAAUGCUUCAGGAACGACAUCCAUCAUUGUUUUCAACAUUACAAUCAUCAUCAUCAUCAUCGCCAUUAUCGAUAAUGAUGAUGAUGAUGGAGGAUAAUGGAAAAGAUUCGUAUCAUCAAACAAUCGAUUCGUUAUCAUCGACAAAUUCUGAUUGAAAAAAAAAAAAUUUCAAACAAAAUUUAAAUGC